AUGUCGCCCCUCGAUGAUGAUACCUCUGUGCUCAGCACCCGAUCUGUCUACGAAGAGCACUCGGAUGAUUUGAGGGUCGAAGCUGUGAGUCUCAACUGGUUCGCACGGAGAAACGACUUCGAGUUCAGCUCGAAACUGGCCUCUUCAUCUGGCUGGGGCCACCGCGAAUUCUAUCUUAUCUGGAUGAUAGUAUACGGUUUCAUCACGGCAUCUGCUCCACUCGCUGCAUCGCGUCGUUCCCUAGCCAGCGAAGUCUCAAGUUGGAAGGGCUCGCGGUCCGCCGCUCGCUUUCAUCGGCUUCACCUGCUUUCCUCAGCACCGGAUUCGCCAGUCGAUCCGACAUAUCCGAGCUCCGCUUUGCGGGUUUCCGAACACGGCUUCGAUGGAUACGUGGCACGAGGUCACGCUCCUCGCCCCUCAGUCUACCUCGUGCUUCGAUCGAUGAAUCAACUUCGCUUCCGUCUCAAGACUCGCACGUGCACGGAAACUCGGCCGCGAGAAACCGCGAGCUGACCGAUCGACCGAUCACCCGGAACGCCUUUCCACCUUCUCCCACCUUCUAGAUCGAUCCCUUGGCCUCCCCCGCGCUCUUGCGUUCCGAGAUCCCCCUGUCGUUCACUUCCAAGCAAACCGUCUCGGCCUCGCGUCUCGCCGUUGCCGAUGUUCUCGCCGGCAUCUCGGACAAGGUCGUCGUCAUCGUGGGGCCUUGCUCGAUCCACAACCCUCAGGAAGCCAAGGAGUAUGCCGCGCUUCUCAAGCAGGAGUCCAAGGGUUUGGAUUUUUUGGUCGUCAUCAUGAGGGCUUACUUUGAAAAGGUCAGUCCAUCCUGGCCAAGUCCGAGCAUGUCCAAGUCGGCUCGCCUCUCUGAUUAGAUCCUGACCCCAACCGACUACGUUCUCGCACUCUACCACAGCCCCGAACGACGGUUGGCUGGAAAGGUCUGAUCAAUGACCCCGAGAUCGACGGAUCCUACUCGAUCAAUGCCGGUCUCCGUCUCGCGCGCACGCUCCUCUCCGAAAUCACCCACUCCGGCGUAUCCGUCGGCUGCGAGUUGCUCGACACCAUCUCGCCUCAAUUCCUCUCCGAUUGCAUCUCCUGGGGUGCGAUCGGUGCUCGAACGACGGAAUCGCAACUUCAUCGCGAGUUGGCGAGUGGUAUGAGUUUUCCCGUUGGGUUCAAGAAUGGUACCGAUGGGGGAUUGACCGUUGCCGUUGAUGCGAUGAGGAGCGCUUCCCACCCUCAUGCUUUCCUCGGUGUCACCAAAUCCGGAUUGGCCGCGAUCGUUCGAACGAAAGGGAAUCAGGAUUUGCACGUCAUUUUGCGUGGUGGAUCAAAGGGGACUAACUACGAUGCCGAAUCGGUCCAAUCCGCCGCUCAGCAGGUGCAAAAGAUCUCGUCGACCGAUAUUCCUUUCCUCCCCGCCGUAAUGGUCGAUUGCUCACAUGCCAACUCGCGAAAAGAUCACAACAACCAGCCCAAGGUCAUCGCGUCCGUUUGUGAACAGCUCAAUAAGGGGGAGAAAGGUAUCAUGGGGGUGAUGAUUGAGAGCAAUUUGGAGGCGGGGAGUCAGAAGACGCCGAAUGGCAAGAACGGGCUCAAGAGGGGUGUUAGUAUUACGGAUGCGUGCGUUGAUUGGAAGACGACACAGACGAUGUUGAAGAACUUAAACGAGGUGAGAGUUCUGUGCAUCUUCACUGUGUGUCGGACAAGAACUAACAAUGCUUUUGUUGCACUCCCUAAAGGCCGUCAAGGCCCGUCGGGCACUCAAUGGUGCCCCCAAACUGCAUUAG
This is a messenger RNA of Microbotryum saponariae, 1790 nucleotides long. The record is from the annotation of a GenBank genome assembly. NCBI's taxonomy places the organism in Eukaryota, Fungi, Basidiomycota, Microbotryomycetes, Microbotryales, Microbotryaceae.